This is a messenger RNA of Trifolium pratense (red clover), 1235 nucleotides long. Its product is annotated as immune-associated nucleotide-binding protein 9-like. The record is from RefSeq and is a predicted model, not a curated record. Gene Ontology annotation, molecular function: GTP binding. Lineage: Eukaryota; Viridiplantae; Streptophyta; Magnoliopsida; Fabales; Fabaceae. The transcript is spliced from 5 exons. The coding region runs from base 54 to 1022 and encodes 322 amino acids.
CAAUGCCUUAUGGUUUGUUCUUUUUAAAAUCUUUUUCAGUAAUUUAAUAUAUCAUGGGUGGAAGUUCUGUUCUUGCUGUUGAUGAUUGGGAGAUUGCUUCACAUAAUGAUGUUAGGACACUUGUUUUGUUCGGACGUACCGGCAAUGGCAAGAGUUCGACGGGUAAUAGUAUUCUUGGAAGAAAGGCCUUUGAAUCAAGGGCUAGCUCUUCCGGUAUAACAACCUCUUGUGAAAUGCAGACAACUACAAUGAAUGACGGACAAAUUGUUAAUGUUAUCGAUAGUCCAGGAUUGUUUGAUUGUUCUGUUGGAAUUGACUUUCUCGGAAAAGAAAUAGUCAAGUGCAUUGAUUUAGCCAAGGACGGAAUCCAUGCCGUCAUUGUAGUGUUCUCUGUUAGAACACGCUUUACCGAGGAAGAAGAAAAUGCUCUACGUAGUGUGCAAACAUUAUUUGGAAGAAAAAUUGCUGACUACAUGAUUGUGGUCUUUACCGGGGGAGAUGAAUUGGAAGAAAAUGGCCAGACACUCGACAGUUAUUUGGGUGGUGACUGUCCGGAGCCUUUGAAGGAAGUUUUAUCUUUAUGUGGAAAUCGAUAUGUGCUUUUCGACAACAAGACUAAGGAUAAAAAAAAGCGAUUUGAACAAGUUCAAGAACUUCUCAUGAAUGUCGAUAUGGUAAUAUCAAAUAACAGUGGGCGACCCUAUAGAGAUGAGUUAUUUAUCGAACUAAAGAAAGGAGCAAACGAGCUGCAUAAACAACAAAGAGUGGCUGAUUCGAUGCAAGGAUAUAAUGACCAACUUAACCGAAUUACUGCAAUGGUCGAGUCAAAGUUAAUGGAGGCAACUGCAAGGCUCGAGCAACAGUUGGCGAACGAGCAAGCUGCAAGACUAAAAGCAGAACAGCUUGCGAAUUCUGCUCAAAUGAAAUCAAAUGAUGAUAUUAAGAAACUCAGAAGACAUCUUGAGCAAGCACAUGAAGAACUUCGCAAGCGAGAACAACACUCUACUUGUGCAAUUCUCUGAUAAACUUGCAAACAGUUCAUUUAGUUUUUUUUUUCUUUCACGGAUUAUUAUUAUUUUGUUUUGAAUUUUAAUAUAUUUCUGUUAAAUAUUUAAUUACUUUUUUCUUCAUGCUUGUGGCAUCUCGAUCAGAAUGAAUAUUUUUGCAUAUUAUCACAAGGCAUUUCGAUGAGGUUUCUCUUUUAAGAUGACUUGUGUUGACGGUGAAAUUUAUUA